AUGGGAGGCAAUCACAGAACAUGGGACAUUCGUACAAACAUUUUCAGCCCCGUUGAUAGCGGCGAGCUGACUACCUCUUUCGACUGCCCUGGAGAAGCCGCCAUUAUGCGCUGGCGCAGUUGUUCAGUCCAGAGCUUGGACAAUGUACUACACAGCGGCCACAAAAUACCUCCUCAAGAAUACGACGACCACGAUGGCGAGUCCAGCACAUCCCUCGCUUUCGUCCGCAAAUCAGACCCUCAAGCGGGCAGCACAUAUAUCAUCCUAGACGUCUCACAAACUCGUGCGUUGACUUGCCAUAAAGGCAAACUGCGCCUCGAACCCGUCCACCUGAGCGACGACCAUAUUUCUGAGCAGGCUCAAUGGUUUUGCACAGCAAGAAACGGCUUUAAAGGUUUCAAGAAUGUCGCCGAAGGCAAAUUCCUAGGACACGAUGUGUUCUGGGAUUUUUACGCCACCGCUUCAAAUCACAGUCUUUGGGAGUACUUCACUAUCGCAAGACGUCCAGGUGGUCUGUACUGGCUACAGAUACUUCAUUGGUGGACGCAGUGGCAGGUCACUGUAAGGGAAGAUGGGAGCGGAGUGUUUGCGGAAUUGGAGGACGGAACUGAUUGGGAGUUUGUCAAGGUUUUGAGCAUGGGCGAAUGA
Fusarium venenatum is the source of this 648-nucleotide messenger RNA. NCBI's taxonomy places the organism in Eukaryota, Fungi, Ascomycota, Sordariomycetes, Hypocreales, Nectriaceae. The record is from RefSeq and is a predicted model, not a curated record.